Messenger RNA from Ornithodoros turicata, 1242 nucleotides. Its product is annotated as solute carrier family 22 member 21-like. NCBI's taxonomy places the organism in Eukaryota, Metazoa, Arthropoda, Arachnida, Ixodida, Argasidae. Gene Ontology annotation, molecular function: transmembrane transporter activity. Bases 1 to 1242 code for a protein of 413 amino acids. Gene Ontology annotation, cellular component: membrane. The transcript has a single exon. Gene Ontology annotation, biological process: transmembrane transport. The record is from RefSeq and is a predicted model, not a curated record.
AUGGCAUCAGAAGGUUUAUCACGUCCUUCAAGAAGCUCGUCUCAUGGUUUUCAGGAGAGCAUUUCGGAAGAAGCAUUUCGGAACCGAUCACGCAAGCCAUCGCAACUGGCAACCCCUCCUCGAAAACUAUCGUACGGACCUCAGUCUACAGGCAGCUCUUCCAGGAAGACGUCGGGAGGACCUUCUUCCGGUAUCAUAGUAGGGGAAGGUGCGUUCACGGUCUUGGAACACUUCGAGGUUGAAUGGCGGGCCGUGCUUAUGAUUUUCAUGGUCUUCACUGUCGUUCUGAGUAUCGCAUUCUAUCAGCUGGAGGAAUCGCCGCGUUGGUUGAUGUGCACUUUCAACUUCAAGCGAGCUGAAAGAGCCGUGUUGUGGGCAGGUGAACUAAAUAAGGAACCGCUGGACAGUGUACGGAAAGGAUACGCUGAGCUGAAGGAUGCAAUGCUGAGACAAUUCGAAAGCUACAGCUCCUUGAUGCCAACGCCUUUGCACCUGUUGAAGAAUCCUGAACUGCGCAUGCGCUGUACAAUACUCGGCAUAUCCUCUUUCACCGUACUGUUCUCUUACUAUGGACUGUCGUUCACCCAACAUGUACAGGUACAGUACUGGGCACGAAUCGUACAAAGAGUGAGUUAUGGGCCUCUGGCCGUGGUCACGUAUGUGUCUAUGAACUGGGCUGGACGCAAGACUACUUUCGCCAUCGCUCUCAUCUUUCUGGGAGGAUCUUGCACUGUGUUGACAGUCACGGAUCAAGCCUAUACUGUUUUGAUGGACAAUGCGCUCCUUCUCAUUGCUCGUGGGAGUGCGUUCAUGGCUAUCGUCGUCCAGUUCGUGUACACUGCUGAGCUGUUUCCUACUAUAGUACGCAGCAUCGGCGUCUGCGGAGUCUACACCUGUGGACAGUUAGGUGCCACAGCAGCAGCUCUGACGGCAUCCCAUGUUUUAACCAGCCCUAAGGUGGAAUUCGUUCUUGUAGGUGCUUUGGUACUUCUAACCGAAGUUGUGUUGUUGAGGUUACCAGAAACCCAAUCAAUGCACCUAGCAAACACGAUAAGAGACGUGAACACUGAUAACCAAAUGCGUCGUCAAUCGGACGCUACCAUUUCGUCGCGAGUUGUUGAAGACACCAAGGAGCUCCAGAAACCACGACAACCCUCAACGUCGAGGACGUCCAAGGUUAUACCAGUUAUAGCGCCGGAACCACCGUCACGAACGACAUUUGUGAAAGGCUUUUUGCAGUAG